This is a messenger RNA of Dioscorea cayenensis subsp. rotundata (Guinea yam), 3083 nucleotides long. RefSeq names its product tRNAse Z TRZ4, mitochondrial-like. Gene Ontology annotation, cellular component: mitochondrion. Gene Ontology annotation, biological process: mitochondrial tRNA 3'-end processing. The record is from RefSeq and is a predicted model, not a curated record. Gene Ontology annotation, molecular function: 3'-tRNA processing endoribonuclease activity. NCBI's taxonomy places the organism in Eukaryota, Viridiplantae, Streptophyta, Magnoliopsida, Dioscoreales, Dioscoreaceae. Bases 129 to 2843 code for a protein of 904 amino acids. The transcript is spliced from 13 exons.
UAUUCAAAACAACAAACCGCUUCUUUGUUAGCUCCCCAAACCGAGACUCCAAGAGCGCGCUGCGGCGUCGCUGGCCAGAUCUCCGCUCAGGCAAGGAGGUCUUUUGAAGGUGGUAUAGAGUGGCGGAGAUGGCGGAGAAGCAGGGUUUGAGCUUCAAUAAGAGACGGGUUAAAGGCAGCGACAAGGUCGGUGAGCCGAAGGACCUUAAACUGAAGUCGAGGAAAUUGAAUCCCGUGAACACUACUUGUUACGUUCAGAUUUUAGGUACUGGGAUGGAUACACAAGAUACUUCGCCUUCGGUUUUGCUGUUCUUUGACAAUCAGAGGUUUAUAUUUAAUGCUGGUGAGGGAUUGCAACGCUUUUGCACUGAGCACAAGAUUAAGUUAUCUAAGAUUGAUCACAUAUUUCUUACUCGGGUUUCCUCGGAAACUGCUGGUGGACUUCCAGGUCUGCUGCUUACUUUAGCAGGUAUGGGGCAGGAUGGAAUGUCUGUUAAUAUAUGGGGCCCAUCGGAUCUCAACUAUUUGCUUGAUGCAAUGAAAUCAUUCAUUCCUAAUGCGGCUAUGGUUCACACACACUGCUUUGGUGAAUCAAUAGAUGGUGAAAAUUCUAUGCUUUUUGGUCCACAAGUGAAUGAGUCAAUAGACCCUAUAGUUCUCAUUGAUGAUGAAGUGGUCCGGAUAUCCUCAAUUUCCUUGAGGCCCAUCAAUAAUAUGGAGUUGGCAGAUGCCAUAUGUCACUCUAAUGCAUCUGCAAAAGAAUCUUCUGUAAAGCCUGGUGAUAUUGCUGUUAUUUAUGCUUGUGAAUUACCUGAAAUCAAGGGGAAGUUUGACCCAGCUAAAGCUGCGGCCCUUGGACUAAGACCUGGACCAAAGUACCGGGAACUGCAACUGGGGAAUUCUGUGUUAUCUGACCAUCUUGACAUCAUGGUUCAUCCUGGUGAUGUUCUUGGUUCUUCAUCCCCUGGGCCAAUUGUCCUAAUUAUUGACUGUCCUACUACAUUUCAUAUUCCGGAUUUGUUGUCUAAACAAUCUCUUAACUGCUACUAUGUUGAUUCUGGUGAUAUUGCUCAGGAGAAUAUUAAAUCCGUGAGUUGUAUAGUUCACAUGGGUCCUGCUUCUGUAACAAAGAGAGCGGAGUACCAGAAAUGGAUGAAAAAGUUUGGCAGCACCCAGCACAUCAUGGCAGGACAUGAAAUGAAAAACAUGGAAGUCCCUAUUCUAAAAUCUAGUGCAAGAAUUACAUCAAGACUCAAAUAUUUGUGCCCUCAGCUUUUCCCUGCUCUAGGAUUAAGAUCUGUUAAUCAAACAAACGGUCUAUGUUUGACUUCUGAUGGUUCAUGUGAGGACUCUUCUUCAAUUCACUGUGAAAGCAUUCCUGCUGAAAACCUUCUCAAGUUUCAUUUGCGCCCCUAUUCUCAGAUGGGGUUGGACAGAUCUGCUAUCCCUAGCCCGCUUAAUACUAUGGAGGUUGUAAAUGAGCUUAUUUCAGAAAUUCCGGAGAUAGUAGAUGCUUCCACAGAAAUCAGUCAGUUUUGGGAGGGAAAUCAUUUGAUUUGUCUAGAUGAUUCUGUAGAUUUGAUUGAAGAACUAUUGAUAAAUAAAAAGUCAUCUGUUCUUAGAUCAAAUGCCAGUGGACAAGUGGCAGCGGCAUGUAUGAGUGACCUUUCCUGUCCUGAUCCAAGGCAGAACAAUAUAAAAAAUCAUUCUGAUAUUCCUACUUGCUUGAGGAACAUAUCAAGGGAUGAUAUGGAGAUCAUUUUUCUGGGAACAGGUUCAUCACAGCCUUCCAAAUACCGCAAUGUCAGUUCAGUUUUUGUCAAUCUUUUCUCAAGAGGGAAUUUACUUCUAGAUUGUGGUGAAGGAACUUUGGGGCAGCUCAAAAGAAGGUUUGGUGUAAGUGGUGCUGAUGAUGCUGUGAAGAAUUUGAAGUUUAUAUGGAUAUCCCACAUUCAUGCAGACCACCAUGCUGGUCUGGUUAGAAUACUUGCUCUCAGAUUUCAAUUGCUGAAAGGUGUACCUCAUGAGCCCUUGCUUGUAAUUGGGCCAAGGCAGCUGCAAAAGUUUCUGAAUGCUUAUUCUCGACUUGAAUAUCUGGAUAUGCAGUUCUUGGAUUGUAGGCAUACUUCAGAAGAAACAAUCAACUCUUUUCUGCAUGGUCAAAGUUUAGGUGAAAGCUUCUAUUCUGAGCACACAAACAAGAAGGAUGAUAUCUCUGCAAACCAACACUUUGAUCAGUGCAACAUAAUUCAAAAUGCUCUGGACAUACCUGGAAGCGAUGUGGUUGAUACCAGCACGGUUCUGCCUGUCUUAAUGAAACUGAAGGCAGUACUAUCUGAAGCAGGUUUGGAAGUGUUGUACAGUGUCCCUGUUGUGCAUUGUCCGCAGGCAUUUGGUCUUGUUUUAAAAGCUUGUGGGAGAAAAGAUGGUGUCGGAAAAUUUAUACCAGGUUGGAAACUUGUUUAUUCUGGUGAUACCAGGCCUUGCCAAGCGUUGAUUGAUGCAUCUUGUGAUGCAACAGUUCUUAUACAUGAGGCAACAUUUGAGGACAGCUUACAAGAUGAAGCAAUUGUGAGAAACCAUAGUACGACGACAGAAGCCAUCGGAGUUGGUACAAUGGCCGGAGCAUACCGAAUUAUCCUCACACAUUUUAGUCAAAGGUAUCCAAAAAUCCCGGUCUUGGACGUGGCUCACACGCACAACACUUGCAUUGCCUUCGACCUAAUGAGCAUCAAUCUCGCGGACUUGCCUAUGCUGCCAAAGGUCCUUCCUUACCUUAAAGUCAUGUUCAGGGACCAAAUGGGACUAGAAGAAUCAGAGGAAAUUCUUGAUGGUGUUCUUUAGUAAUCUCAUUUUCUUCAUCAUGUGGUAUUUUUUUUUAAAAAAUUGUAAUUAUUGAUUUUUGUUGUCAAAAUGAUUUGGAUAGUGUCUGCCUCAAUGUUUUUAAAACCGGACCAGAUAGUGAACCGAUCUCAUUUUUGGGUCACGGAUCAGUCGGUCUGAUUGGAUGACCCAUUCAAGUCGGGCUGGAUGACAUUAUUAAUAAAUAAUAUAUAUAUAUAUAUAUAAUAACAAAUUUUAUUA